Molecule: messenger RNA, 2415 nt
Organism: Hyla sarda
Lineage: Eukaryota; Metazoa; Chordata; Amphibia; Anura; Hylidae
Gene: NCLN
Product: nicalin
Exons: 15
Coding region: 218-1921 (567 amino acids)
Biological process (GO): regulation of signal transduction
Cellular component (GO): endoplasmic reticulum membrane
Source: RefSeq, a predicted model, not a curated record
GCACGAGGCCCCCGAUUCAGCUGUCCGUGCACCGCCUGUCACUGUGUGAUUGGUCAUCGUUGUCGCACCGGUAGGACCCACACAAAGGUGUCCACGCAGUGCCUGCUGGUCCCCAGUUGCUGAGGAAGCUGUAGGCAUUUGCGGCUUCGCCAUAGCACUGGUUCCCGGCCCGUCUUUCCCCAUUACCGCUGAGGAGAGCUCUGCACAGAGCGGCAGGAUGCUGGAAGAAGCCGGGGAGGUGUUCGAUAACAUGCUGAAGGCGUCUUUUCCCCUCACGUUCAUCGUCUUCAUCCCGGCAGUGCUGCUCCUCGUGUCUCCCCUGCAGGCCGAGGCCGCCCAUGAGUUCACAGUGUACCGCAUGCAGCAGUACGACCUCCAGGGCCAGAGCUACGGUACCCGAAAUUCAGUUCUUAACACAGAGGCUCGUACAGUGGAAGCAGAUGUACUGAGUCGACGAUGUGUUCUCAUGCGCUUAGUGGAUUUCUCUUUUCAGCAGUAUCAGAAAGCGCUGCGCCAGUCAGCAGGUGCCAUAGUGAUUAUCCUGCCACGGGACAUGGCAGCUCUGCCACAAGAUAUAGUACAGCAAUUCAUGGACAUAGAGCCCGAGAUGCUUUCAAUGGAGACUCAGGUUCCUGUUUACUUUGCUGUGGAGGAUUCAGAACUUCUGUCUAUAUAUGAACAGACUCUUUCAGCUUCUGCUAACCAGGGCACCUCUUCUGCCGCUGAAGUACUCCUUCACACUGCUACUGCAAAUGGUUUCCAAAUGGUGACAAGUGGAGCUCAGAGUAAGGCGAUCAGUGAUUGGCUGGUAACCAGUGUGGAGGGACGUUUGGCUGGCCUUGGUUCAGAGGACCUUCCAACCAUUGCCAUUGUUGCUCACUAUGAUGCUUUUGGAGUUGCUCCAUGGUUGUCUUAUGGUGCAGAUUCUAAUGGUAGUGGUGUUGCAAUCCUAUUGGAGCUGGCACGUCUCUUCUCUCGGCUGUACACCUACAAACGAACACAUGCCAGUUACAAUCUGCUGUUUUUCGCAUCAGGAGGAGGAAAAUUUAAUUACCAGGGAACAAAGAGAUGGUUAGAGGAUCAUCUGGACCACACAGAUUCAAGCCUCCUUCAAGAUAAUGUGGCUUUUGUGUUGUGUCUGGAUACUGUAGGAAGUGGUAAUAGUUUUCAUCUGCAUGUCUCUAAGCCUCCAAAAGAAGGAACUUUACAGCAUGCUUUCCUCAAAGAGCUGGAAAUGGUUAUUGCUACCCAGUUCCCUGAAGUCAAGUUUUCAAUGGUUCAUAAGAAAAUAAACUUGGCUGAAGACACUUUAGCUUGGGAGCAUGAACGUUUUGCUAUCCGUAGGAUUCCAUCCUUUACUGUGUCUCACCUAGAUGGGCACCGUAGUGGUCACCGCAACAGUGUCUUGGAUCUAAGUUGGAAAGUGGACAAAGAGGUUCUAGCCCGUAACACUCGUAUACUCGCUGAAGCGCUUACUCGGGUCAUCUAUAAUCUCACAGAGAAGGGAGCUCCAUCUGACCUACAGAUCUUCACACAGCAGAUGAAUGCUGUGUUUUCUGUGCAGCAGGUCCAAAAGGAGCAGUUAGAAGCUGUGAUGCAAUGGCUUAGCAACCAGCCUCGUGCGGCACAGCUUGUAGAUAAAGACAGCAGUGUACUCAACACUCUGGAAUAUUACAUGAGCCGAUACCUGAAAGAUGUCAAACUUUAUCAUGUCAAGGCUGAUAAAAGAGAUCCAGAAUUUGUGUUUUAUGAUCAGCUGAAACAAACUAUGAAUGCAUACCGAGUAAAACCAGCAAUAUUUGACCUCCUAUUGGCAGUGUGCAUUGCAGCUUACCUUGGUCUAGCAUACCUUGCAGUUCAGAACUUUGGCGUGCUUUAUAAAUUAGUGCAGAAAGUGGCCUUGAAACCAAAACAGAUGUGAAGAAUACAUUCCAAGUCUCAUCCAUUGGCAUCUGAAUACCUUUUAAGAAGGGGGUUCAGCUACAACAAAAGCAUUAUUUUGUCGUUUUAAGCACUGGAGAUUGAACUUAAAGAUGGUCCUUUUUACUCCUUUGCAUGAAUCUCCGCCUGACGCCUUCCUUUACUAAAGUGUUUUGAGCAGAAUAGAUUGGUUGUUAAAUAUUGUGAUCACAGGAUGCAGAUGUUACCUUCUGCCUCGGGGAAACAGACUUUUCUCUGUUGGUACUCAGGAUUUAACUAUGAAGGUUAAAUAUUUUUAUGUAUUUAUGAUCCCAGGGAUUGUCCCAUCAUUUUUGCCUUUUUCUUUAUUUUUGUUUUAUUUUCAUUCAUGCACUGAAUCACCCCUUUGUGACAAUUUAAUUGAAGAUGAUGAUCAAAGUCUAAAAUUAACACGGACUUGAAAUGAAAUCAUUAUGGAAAUAAUAAAGAAAACUUUAAAAUAAAUCAUGUGGAUGU